CCAGCGGCCCCCAUGCCCACCCCACGGCUGCUCCUGCCUCUCUUCCUCAUGGGGCUGACCUCAGGGGCCAGCCUGCUACCAGAGCCUGGGAACCACCCAGGUGUGUGCCCCAACCAGCUCAGCCCCCAUCUGUGGGUGGAUGCCCAGAGCACCUGCGAGCGUGCAUGCAGCCAGGACCAGGACUGUGCAGCUGCUGAGAAGUGCUGCACCAACGUGUGCGGGCUGCACAGCUGUGUAGCAGCUCGCUUCCCUGAUGGGGGCCCAGCUGCACCUGCCAUCACGGCCUCCUGCGAAGGCUUUGUGUGCCCACAGCAGGGUUCCAAUUGUGACAUCUGGGAUGGGCAGCCUGUGUGCCGCUGCCGAGAUCGCUGUGAGAAGGAGCCCAGCUUCACCUGUGCCUCUGAUGGCCUCACCUACUACAAUCGCUGUUACAUGGAUGCUGAGGCCUGCCUGCGUGGUCUUCAUCUCCACGUUGUACCCUGCAAACAUGUCCUCAGCUGGCCACCCAGCAGCCCAGGGCCACCUGAAACCACUGCCCGCCCAACACCUGGUGUUGCCCCUGUCCCACCUGCCCUGUACAGUAGCCCCUCCCCACAGGCAGUGCAGGUGGGGGGCACUGCCAGCCUUCACUGCGAUGUCAGCGGUCGCCCACCACCUGCCGUGACUUGGGAGAAGCAGAGCCACCAGCGGGAGAACUUGAUCAUGCGCCCAGACCAGAUGUAUGGCAACGUAGUAGUCACCAGCAUUGGGCAGCUGGUGCUCUACAAUGCCCGGCCUGAGGAUGCUGGCCUGUACACCUGCACUGCGCGCAAUGCGGCCGGCCUGCUGCGGGCUGACUUCCCGCUCUCUGUAGUCCAGCGGGAGCCGGCCAGGAGCAGGGGCCCCAGCAUCCCAGCCCCAGCUGAGUGCCUGCCAGACACGCAGGCCUGCACUAACCCCACCAACAUUCACCAUGUCCUCUGGCACUUUGACCCUCAGCGGGGCGGUUGCAUGACCUUCCCGGUCCCUGGCUGUGAUGGGGCUGCCCGGGGCUUUGAAACAUAUGAGGCAUGCCAGCAGGCCUGUACCCAAGGCCCCGGAGAUGCCUGUGUGCUGCCCGCCGUGCAGGGCCCCUGCCAGGGUUGGGAGCCGCGUUGGGCCUAUAGCCCGCUGCUGCAGCAGUGCCACCCUUUCGUGUACAGUGGCUGUGAGGGCAACAGCAACAACUUUGAGAGCCGUGAGAGCUGUGAAGAUGCCUGCCCUGUCCCCCGCACACCCCCCUGCCGCACCUGCCGCUUCCGGAGCAAGCUGGCUUCCAGCCUGUGCCGCAGUGACUUUGCCAUAGUGGGGCGGCUCACCGAGGUGCUGGAGGAGCCUGAAGCUGCUGGUGGUGGCAUCGCCCGUGUGGCCUUGGACGAUGUACUCAAGGAUGACAAGAUGGGUCUCAAAUUCUUGGGCACCAAGUACCUGGAGGUGACACUAAGAGGCAUGGACUGGGCCUGCCCCUGCCCCAAUGUGACAGUAGGUGAUGGGCCACUGGUCAUCAUGGGUGAGGUGCGUGACGGCGUGGCUGUGCUGGACUCAGGCAGUUAUAUCCGUGCUGCCAGUGAGAAGCGUGUUAAGAAGAUCUCAGAGCUCCUUGAGAAGAAGGCCUGUGCACUGCUUAACCGCUUCCAGGACUAGCCACCCCUGAAUGUCCACUCCCACUCUCCUGCCCUGCUUAAUAAUAAAAGCCU
Messenger RNA from Otolemur garnettii (small-eared galago), 1715 nucleotides. It is a transcript of the gene WFIKKN1, whose product is annotated as WAP, follistatin/kazal, immunoglobulin, kunitz and netrin domain containing 1. Gene Ontology annotation, molecular function: transforming growth factor beta binding; receptor antagonist activity; serine-type endopeptidase inhibitor activity. Bases 13 to 1662 code for a protein of 549 amino acids. Gene Ontology annotation, cellular component: extracellular region. The transcript has 2 exons. Lineage: Eukaryota; Metazoa; Chordata; Mammalia; Primates; Galagidae. The record is from RefSeq and is a predicted model, not a curated record. Gene Ontology annotation, biological process: negative regulation of transforming growth factor beta receptor signaling pathway.